Corylus avellana is the source of this 2246-nucleotide messenger RNA. RefSeq names its product Core-2/I-branching beta-1,6-N-acetylglucosaminyltransferase family protein. Gene Ontology annotation, molecular function: glycosyltransferase activity. Lineage: Eukaryota; Viridiplantae; Streptophyta; Magnoliopsida; Fagales; Betulaceae. Gene Ontology annotation, cellular component: membrane. The record is from RefSeq and is a predicted model, not a curated record.
AAUAUACACAUCAAUGGACAAAAUCAAAGUAAUCAACCGACCCUGUAGAGUUCCCCAAGGAAGGGACAAAAUCCAUAAACCAUGUCCAGAAUUCUAGGUUUUUCCAUCUCCAACCCUGAUUAUUGUCUUUCUCUGUCUCUACUUGAUGCUUCGGUUUCAACAAACACCCCCAACGUAGAUAUCGAAGUCCCUUAAAACCUCUCCAAUCACCCGCCCAUUAAUUCCACAUUCAUUGAGAGCUGGCGCAAGGAGAGAGAGUGAACUGAUCCCCCACAUUGUUUCUCUAACGUCUUUGGUAUUAACUCAAACCUCUUAUAUGUAAUCCAUACCGUCUAAGUACCCACAUGCUAAAAUCACUGCCACUCUUUUCUCUUUUUCCUCUUUUAUCACCGUCUUUCAUGUUGUUUCCAUAUUUGCCAAGAAAUUGGAACAUCAAGUUUUGAUUUUGUUCAAGGGUUUCCUUUUCUUGAGAGCAACCGGGUUUUGGGGAAUUACUCAUUUGGUGAGGGGUUGAGUUUGGUGGGUUUGGAAUCUGUCUACUAUAUAGAUGUGUGCUGUGAUUCUUGAUGAAAAUCAACUACCCAUAUGGCAAAACCAAACUUCCUUCGCGUCAUAAUUGCCGUUUUGAGAUGAAAUUUCAGUGUUAUGGUUUUGCCGCUGGGAGAAGUAUUGAUAUGAGGUGAUGUUGUGAAAACAUAAUGCCCAGAAGCCGAAUUUGAUUGAAAUUUUAGGUGAAGAUGCAAUCAAGAUUGAUGGCAUUGGAGGAAGGCAAGAACCCUACCACUACACUGAGAACAAAUCAAUCCAGGACUUUACCUUUGAGACUCCUCCAAUGGUUCUCGUUAUUUUUGGUUCUGGGUUUUGGAGUUUCAAUUGUUAGCAUGUAUAUGAUUCGAUAUUUUAAGGUUGCGAAUGUUGCUUGGAUAGGACAGUCCCCUCUUAGGCCAUGCUUUGAAGAGCUAAGAACAAUCGAGAGUUGGAUUAGGCCUCCAUCAAAUCUGUUGCAUAUCAUGAAUGACACUGAAUUGUUGUGGCGGGCUUCCUUUGUUCCUCGAAUAAAAUCUUAUCCGUACGAGAGAGUUCCCAAGAUUGCCUUCAUGUUCUUGACAAAGGGGCCACUGCCAAUGGCACCUCUCUGGGAACGGUUCUUUAAGGGGCAUGAGGAGCUUUAUUCAAUCUAUGUUCAUACACUGCCAUCUUACAAUGACAGCUUUUCACCUGCAUCAGUUUUUUACAAGAGACAAAUCCCAAGCCAGGUGGCAGAGUGGGGAAGAAUGAGUAUGUGUGAUGCUGAAAGGAGACUCCUAGCUAAUGCAUUGCUUGAUAUCUCAAAUGAAUGGUUUGUCCUCCUGUCUGAGGCAUGCAUUCCUCUCCACAACUUCAGCAUUGUUUAUCUCUACAUAUCAAAAUCCAGGUACAGCUUUAUGGGUUCAUUUGAUGAAAUUGGACCCUAUGGGAGAGGGCGCUAUAAUCAAAACAUGGCGCCCACGGUCAACCUCAGCGACUGGCGUAAAGGGUCUCAGUGGUUUGAACUUAAUCGGGAACUUGCGGUUAAGAUAGUUGAAGACACCACUUACCAUCCCUUGUUCAAUGAGUUCUGCCAGCCAGCAUGUUAUGUGGAUGAGCACUACUUCCAGACAAUGCUGAGCAUCCAAACUCCACAUCUUUUGGCAAACAGGAGCCUUACUUAUGUGGACUGGUCAAGAGGUGGUGCUCACCCAGCUACAUUUGGCAAGGCUGAUAUUAAAGAGGAAUUUUUCAAGAAGAUAUUUGAAAGUACGACCUGCCUAUACAAUAAUCAGCCAUCUUCACUUUGUUUCCUUUUUGCAAGAAAGUUGGCUCCAAGUGCUUUGGAUCCUCUGUUGGAAUUAUCACCCAAAGUUCUAGGCUUUUGACAUAUGGAUAUUUGGAUCCUCUGUCUGACAUGCAUAUUUGGAUAAUGCGAUUUGGAGCAUUUCUAAACCCAAUUGGUCAGAUGUUAUUGAUCUCUAGUUACUCCUUCACAAGAUUUUGAAACUUCAGUUUUACAGUAUUCAGAUGAAUAGAGAAUUAGAACCUGAAAUUAGCAUCUAUUUCGAGCUCAGGCAUACUGAAUAUUAUAUUUUAUUGGCUGUCAGUCGAUUAAUAAUUAGCAUCUGGGUGGAUGCCUUUUCAGCUUUCCACUGAAAUUCUUUAAAUUCUUGUAGUAUGAUGAUUGCAUGGAUACCUUUACAAAAAUUUGAAGCAACUGGAUUAAGUUAGGUGGC